AUUAAACCAAACAAACCCUUUUGGAGCUUGGUCUUAAAAUUAGCUUUCUCAUUCAAAAUAAGCCGGUUUUGGCUUCUAGGUACCUUUUGUUUCUCUGCAAAUCAACAGAAAUGAAAGGAAGAAGAACAGAGGAUGCAUUCAGGUUUCUAACUUUUUUCUUGUUUUGGGCUUCAAAAAGAAGAACACCUUUUCACGUUUCUAACUUUUUUCUUGUUUUGGGUUUGAAGAGGUGUUUUUCUCCUCUCUCUCUCUCUCCUCCUAUGUGCUUGGCUCUUCUUCCCCUCUUUCUCUUCUUUGAUUUCUGAUUCUGUUGAUUUUUUUUUUUUUUUAUUAUUUAAAUUUUGCCCCAAAAUGAUGUCGGUCAGCAGAGAAAGGCGGCAGCAGAGGAUCCAGACUCAGUUUUGACUUCUCAACCCAAUUCGAUUAACAUACAUAAGUCACAACAAUGGUGUUGAAGGUUGAUCUUCAGUGCUCUAGCUGCUACAAGAAGAUCAAGAAAAUUCUUUGCAAAUUUCCUCAAAUACGAGACCAGAUUUAUGAUGAAAAGCAAAAUACGGUGACGAUCGUCGUAGUAUGCUGCAGCCCUGAGAAGGUUCGUGACAAAUUGUGUUGCAAGGGUGGGAAGACCAUCAAGAGCAUUGAGAUCAAAGAGCCUCCAAAGCCCAAACCCCCUGAGAAGCCCAAGCCCAAACCAAAUCCCCCUGCAGACAAGCCUCCGGCUCCGGCUCCGGCUUCGACUCCAGCUCCGGCUCCAACACAGACUCCAGCUCCGGCUCCAACACCAACACUAGUUCCAGCUCCAGCACCGGCUCCUCCUGCUUUUGUACCGGUUUGCUACCCACCGAUGUAUCCGGUUGGGAUACGUUGUGGGCAAUGCUAUGAGGGCCAUACUGAUGGACCAUGUUAUCAUGGGCAUGGAAGGCCAGUGCCAUCCUAUGAUAAUUAUGGAUAUGGGCCUUCUGGUUUUGGUGGGGAUAGGGAUUGUUACACUAGUCGGUGUGAUUACUUUAGCGAAGAAAACACGUCAGGAUGCAGAGUCAUGUGAGACUAGUGCUUUGUCAUGUCCAAUUUUGAUUCCCUUGUUUAAAAAAUGUUCAAUUAGUUUUGGGUGUAUGUGGGUUUUUUAUAUAAAGGUUUUUACAUAUAUAUAGGUACAAAAAAGGAUCAAUAAUGAGGUUGGUAGUCUAAUGUUUGUGGCCAAAUGGCUAUUGACAUUCAGGUCACAUAAGAUGUAUGAUUUGUCAUUAUAAUAAAAAAGAAAGUCUUCAUUAAUCGUUUCCCAUUA
Camellia sinensis is the source of this 1285-nucleotide messenger RNA. Lineage: Eukaryota; Viridiplantae; Streptophyta; Magnoliopsida; Ericales; Theaceae. The record is from RefSeq and is a predicted model, not a curated record.